Messenger RNA from Ananas comosus (pineapple), 2768 nucleotides. RefSeq names its product heat shock 70 kDa protein, mitochondrial-like. Gene Ontology annotation, biological process: protein refolding; cellular response to unfolded protein. The transcript has 6 exons. The record is from RefSeq and is a predicted model, not a curated record. Bases 136 to 2166 code for a protein of 676 amino acids. Gene Ontology annotation, cellular component: cytoplasm; mitochondrion. Gene Ontology annotation, molecular function: ATP binding; ATP hydrolysis activity; ATP-dependent protein folding chaperone. Lineage: Eukaryota; Viridiplantae; Streptophyta; Magnoliopsida; Poales; Bromeliaceae.
CCGCACACUUACGUAUAUAGCGCACUGACCAUCUACAACGGGGAAGGAGAAACCCUAAAACCCUCAGCUGGAAAGGCUAAAACCCUCGCCUUUUUUCCUCGUUCUCUCCCCUCCUCUCCGAGGAAUCACGAAUCCAUGGCGGCGUCGUUGGUGCUCAGAGCCAUGCGGCGGCGAGAUCUCGCCUCUCCUCUCGGAUCGUUAUCUGGUAACAUAAAAUCAACAUGGGCUGCAUCUCAUUUGGGUUCUAAAUUGGCAGGUUUGGCCAGGCCAUUUAGUGCAAAACCUGCUGGUAAUGAUGUAAUUGGAAUUGAUUUGGGAACUACCAACUCAUGUGUAGCUGUUAUGGAGGGAAAGAAUCCGAAAGUAAUUGAGAAUUCAGAAGGAUCUAGGACGACGCCAUCAGUGGUUGCCUUUAAUCAGAAGGGUGAACUGCUUGUUGGGACUCCUGCCAAACGGCAAGCAGUGACCAAUCCAACAAACACCUUUUUCGGAACAAAGCGUCUGAUUGGCCGCCGCUUUGAUGACCCCCAGACCCAGAAGGAGAUGAAGAUGGUCCCCUUCAAAAUCGUUAAGGCUCCUAAUGGAGAUGCCUGGGUUGAAGCAAACGGGCAACAGUAUUCUCCCAGUCAGAUUGGUGCAUUUGUUCUAACCAAGAUGAAGGAGACUGCUGAAUCUUACCUCGGGAAAUCUGUUUCCAAGGCAGUAAUCACUGUUCCUGCAUACUUCAAUGAUGCACAACGUCAGGCUACGAAAGAUGCAGGCCGGAUUGCUGGGCUCGAUGUCCAGAGAAUUAUUAAUGAGCCCACGGCAGCAGCCUUGUCUUAUGGGAUGAAUAACAAGGAGGGUCUAAUUGCCGUUUUUGACCUUGGAGGAGGAACCUUUGAUGUCUCCAUUUUAGAAAUAUCUAACGGUGUUUUUGAGGUCAAAGCAACAAAUGGUGACACUUUCUUGGGCGGUGAAGAUUUCGACAAUGCCCUUUUAGAAUUUCUAGUAAGUGAAUUUAAAAGAUCUGAGGGUAUCGAUCUUUCGAAGGACAGACUUGCUUUGCAGAGGCUUCGAGAGGCUGGCGAGAAGGCCAAGAUUGAGCUUUCCUCAACAUCCCAGACCGAGAUUAAUUUGCCAUUCAUAACAGCCGAUGCAUCUGGUGCGAAGCAUUUGAACAUCACCCUGACCAGAUCGAAGUUUGAGUCUUUAGUGAAUCACCUGAUCGAGAGAACCAGAGAACCUUGCAAAAACUGUUUGAAGGAUGCUGGGAUUUCUAUAAAGGAAGUAGAUGAGGUCCUUCUUGUUGGUGGGAUGACUAGGGUCCCGAAAGUGCAGGAGAUAGUUGCUGAGAUUUUCGGGAAGAGCCCGAGCAAGGGAGUGAAUCCAGAUGAAGCUGUCGCAAUGGGUGCGGCCAUUCAGGGUGGCAUUCUUCGAGGAGAUGUCAAGGAGCUUCUCCUAUUAGAUGUCACUCCUCUUUCGCUCGGGAUCGAGACCCUCGGUGGUAUCUUUACUAGGCUGAUUAACAGGAACACAACUAUUCCCACCAAGAAAAGCCAGGUGUUCUCCACUGCAGCUGAUAACCAAACGCAAGUGGGCAUCCGCGUACUGCAAGGUGAGCGCGAGAUGGCUGCAGACAACAAGCUUCUUGGUGAGUUUGAGCUUGUCGGCAUCCCUCCCGCUCCUCGUGGCAUGCCCCAGAUUGAGGUCACCUUCGAUAUCGAUGCCAAUGGAAUUGUAACAGUCUCCGCCAAGGAUAAGGCCACAAGUAAAGAGCAGCAGAUCACCAUUCGAUCCUCUGGCGGCCUCUCUGAGACCGAGAUCGAGAAAAUGGUCAAGGAAGCGGAGCUCCAUGCACAAAAAGACCAGGAAAGGAAAGCUCUUAUCGAUGUGAGGAACAAUGCCGAUACUACCAUUUAUAGCAUAGAGAAGAGCUUGAGCGAGUAUAGGGAUAAGAUACCAUCUGAAGUGGCGUCAGAAAUAGAGUCUGCCGUGGCCGAUUUGAGGAAAGAGAUGGCAGGUGAUGAUAUUGAGAAGAUAAAGGCGAAGCUUGAUGCGGCGAAUAAGGCUGUCUCAAAGAUUGGGCAGCACAUGGCCGGUGGGUCGGGUGGGGCCCAGGGCGGUGCUGGUGGUGCUGGCGGUGAUCAGGCGCCAGAGGCCGAGUACGAAGAGGUUAAGAAGUGAAAAGUAUGACCUUCAUUUUAAAGGUACUGAUCAGUGACUAGAGAAGUCCAAAUCAAUAUAAUUCUCUGUUUUUGUUCUUAAAUAUGAUCUGAAUUUGUUUUUACUAGUCCUUACAUAUGAAGCUAGACCUGAUUAAUUCCAGAGACUGCUGUUGCGCGGAUUUUGUUCCCGGGGAAUUGGGUGCCUUGGUAGUUGAAGGCUGGUUAGUUAGUUUCUUACCAUAUGAGGUCUUCUAUGCUCAAUUCCACUCUUAUAUUUGCGAAUAAUUUUGUGCAAACCUACUUAUACGUUCAAGUGUCUGGGCUAGAUGUUUAUGUUUGCAUAAUUUUCAAUCAGUUUCAUAUUACGUGCAUUUCGGGCCGCUGGAUUUUUGACCAACGCUUUUUAUUUUCUUUUAUCUUUUGUGGAGAAAUACCUGAUGGUAUCAUGCUGUAUCAACUAUGAUUUGGUCUGAGUUGGUAUUGGUCAAUUGAGGACAGAUUCAGCAAGGUCGUGUCGUGGCAUGUGGUUUUGGUUUAUGUUGUUGUUAGUUGUCACAUGUAAUUAUAAUUUGGUACGAUUGGGCAACGUGGUUGCAAAUUCUAAUCGCCUAUUUGCUUGGC